GUGAAAGGAAAAAAAAGGAGGAAAGCAUAGAUGAAAAAAAAGUUCAAGUGAUACACAUACAAAUGGACCAUGCAUGAAUACUUCAAAAUGUUGACCUCAUUGAUACAUUUACUGGUCAGUCUAAAGGUUAUUGUGUUAAAGUAGGAAGCGCCAAUAAAAAAAUAAUGGAGAAACAAAAGGAGGAAAAUAGUGAUUAUGAAACAAAUAUCAUAACCCAAGAGAAAGACAAGGAUGGCGGUUGGGGAUGGGUUAUCGUUGCUUCUGCUUUCAUGGCGCAUGUGCUAGCUGACGGAAUGUUAUUUACACUGGGAAUAUUAUAUAUAGAAUUUCUUGAUGAAUUUAAGGAAGGAAAAGGAAAAACCGCUUGGAUAACCUCCCUUAUUCCAGGAACUAUGCUUACAGUAGGUCCAAUAACCGGAGCUCUGACGAAUAGAUUCGGAUGUCGAUCAGUGUGUAUAUUAGGUGCUCUUAUUGCUACCACUGGAUUUAUCAUUAGCUGUUUUGCAACCAGUGUGUAUUUUCUGUACUGUUCACUUGGAAUUCUCACAGGUAUUGGAUUUGGUGGUAUAUUUUUAUCCACAUUAGUAUGUGUGGGACAACAUUUUGAAAAGAGACGAUCUUUUGCUCUUGGUAUAUCUGUAAGUGGUUCAGGAGUAGGAACAUUUGUAUUUGCUCCAGUUGUGCGCAUUCUGAUAGACGAAUAUGGUUGGAGAGGUGCUAUUCUAUUGGAAGCAGGGUUCAUACUGAACAUAGUUUUGUGUGGAGCUUUCUUUCGACCGGUUCAAAACAAGAUUAAUAAAACGGAUGAAGAGUAUGUGAUCAGGAAGGAAGCAAUUUAUCUAUCAAGUUUAGAAGAUAAACCGAUCACAAAUAAGCAAAUAACUAAGAUUGAGAAAAAUGAGAAUGAAGGGUUACAAGCAUCACAGAAAGAAUCAGGAACAUCACCAGACUCUUCUGACAGUACUGUUGCAAGCUGCUUUUCUAGACAUUUUGACUUUGGUUUAUUAACAAACCCGAUAUUUACCAUAUUUGUUGUGUCGAAUUACUUCACAGCCCUUGGAUUUAAUACUCCAUAUGUGUAUUUACCGGACAGAGCUGAGGAAAAAGGUAUGAGCCAAUUUGACAGUGCAUUUCUGCUUUCAAUUAUUGGCAUUUCAAAUACAUUUGGACGUAUUAUUUUUGGAUGGAUAGCAGAUCAAAAGUGUGUAAAUCGGCUUUUGCUUUACAGCAUGUCGCUGAUUAUUUGUGGAACUGCUAAUGUGUUGAAUCCACUAAACGAUAGUAAUAUAUAUCUGAUGAUGUACUCAGCUGUUUAUGGAACGUUUAUUGGUGUGUUCGUAAGUUUAAAUACUGUGAUACUGGUUGACCUACUGGGAUCAAAACGUUUAGACAAAGCAUUAGGACUACUUAUGAUGUUCCAGGGAUUUGGUACACUCAUAGGUCCACCUAUAUGUGGGUGGCUAUAUGAUGGCACUGGUAGUUACAGCAUUCCUUUCUAUUUUGUUGGUGGUCUGGUUAUAUUUAGCGGAGUCGUGUUAUGUUUUAUACCUCUUUACAGAAGAAAUAAAACAAAGAAUCUAUAUGGCAUAAGCAGAGAAUAAGGACACAUUUGAUGUCAUAAAAGUGAAAGGCAUGUUUAUCUAUUGUCUCUAUGAGACAUACGGAUUAAGUUUUGCAAUAUAUUUUGUUUAAGUGUUCCAAAUCUCUGUUUUGACAA
Molecule: messenger RNA, 1717 nt
Organism: Mytilus trossulus (common blue mussel)
Lineage: Eukaryota; Metazoa; Mollusca; Bivalvia; Mytilida; Mytilidae
Product: monocarboxylate transporter 12-like
Exons: 7
Coding region: 165-1601 (478 amino acids)
Biological process (GO): monocarboxylic acid transport; transmembrane transport
Cellular component (GO): membrane
Molecular function (GO): monocarboxylic acid transmembrane transporter activity
Source: RefSeq, a predicted model, not a curated record